Messenger RNA from Bipolaris victoriae FI3, 180 nucleotides. RefSeq lists its product as hypothetical. The annotation marks the transcript as partial. The transcript has a single exon. NCBI's taxonomy places the organism in Eukaryota, Fungi, Ascomycota, Dothideomycetes, Pleosporales, Pleosporaceae. The record is from RefSeq and is a predicted model, not a curated record.
AUGUUGAAUUCGUCAGACUCGCACCGCCGCCGCAAAAAGGACCCGGACCGCGAGCGCAGAAGCUCCCGCACAAAGGAUAGGGACAGAGACAAGGACAAGGACAAGGACCGCCCACGCCAUAGGAGGAGCCGCUCCCGCAAGACCCGCUCCUCGGCCUCCAAGGACGACGACGACACUGAA